AUGAGCAGUCCAGACUCAUAUUUAAAUCAGCAUAAAUCCAAGCGAAAAGCGUCUCCGAGAUUGAUCGACAAUCCAUUCAUCAAACGCCACAAUAAAAGCUGGGAAAUAUCUCCUCCGCCAUUAUCCAGAAAACGAGCUGAAUCAAGGGCGGAAACGCAGUCACGGAUUGUCCAGGAAUCCUUCACUUCACUAAUCACCGCAAGUGAAGGUCAUCAAAAGGAGGAACCCCAGCAGCCCUUCAGUACAUUUCAGCAGAAUUCAAAAGAAGAUAACCUAAAGCCAGAGACAGCAGAACCGGUAAUCGAUACUGCUGCCGUAGAGGCUGGUCAGGUUCAGAUCCGGGACCAUUUAAAGUUCUUUUCUGAGCACUUGGCUCAGGCCUGUCGACCAGUAGUUGCAGAGAAACCUGUUCCAAGACUGUCUAUUGCAGACUUCAAAGACUUGUAUUUAAGGAACCAGCACGAACAUGGUUGCCAUUUUGUCAUUCAUCAGCAUGAUCAUCCCGUGGCGGGAGUCCAUUAUGAUUUGCGAUUACAAGUGUCGGAAACAAGUUCCAUCAGUUUUGCCAUCAUGUAUGGACUCCCCGGAAAUCCAAAUUCAAAGAGGCUGAAUCGCAAUGCUACAGAGACGAGGGUCCAUAAUCUGUGGAACCAUCUCAUUGAGACGGCAAGUCCUCUGACCGGCUCAAUGCUGAUAUGGGACACGGGCGAAUACCAAGUCCUGCCCUAUCGCACAGAAUCAGCUGCCGUCGAGACUGAUCACUCUGCAUCCGACGGGUCUCUGGGAAGCUUGUACGAGAAUCAUCACUGGGCAGAUAAAGCCCCGGAGAAUGUGAAACUUGCAGAAGCUUUUAAAAACAGCAAAAUCCGCCUACGUCUCCACGGGACCAAGCUUCCUAGGAAUUACACCCUUUCUCUCAGGUUGCUAUCGGCAUUUAACCGUACAGACCAGCACGGGAAACCUACACGACGACGUAGCAGGAGAGUACCAGGACAACGACCAGGAGGCCAAGCCACGCCCAGAGGCACGACGAAAGUCCAAGCGGCACCAACGACGCCUACACCGUCUCCGCCGCCCAUCUUGCCAUCUUCUGCAGCUCAAACAGGGGCAGAACCGCCACCAUCAUUUCUUGCUGUAGGCGGCCGCGGUCAUCUUCCAAUUACAGAAAACGCACCUUUAGAGAAGAAUACUUUUCCAGCACCAUCAUCGUCGGCCGGAAAGGGGAGCGAAGCAGCUGCAAGACAAGGAGAAGAAAGAGGCAAGAGUAACGGUGAUGACAAGGCCCGCGCCGCAGACCGAGACGAGGCUGAAAUCGCUGAAAUGGCCGAACUCGAAGACGAGCAAGUCCGCGCAACAAACGCAUACCCUGGUGCCACCAACUCCAUCGGCUCUGUUCAUCAGCGACGAUGGUUUCUCUCGCUCGAUCGCGUCUCGUCGGGUCUUGUCCGGCGGGGUAAAGCGUGGGUGCACUGCCCUUCUUCUUCUUCUUCUCCUCCUCCUCCUCCUCCUCCUCCUCCAUCUUCUUUUUCUCGUGUCUCGCCAACGUCUCUUUCUCGUCCUGCUAUGCCAGAGGACAAAUGCAGCACUACGUUCCCUUCGUAUGAUCAUCCCGCCACUGACACCGCUACUGAUACUCCCGAUAUCGAUCCCGAUCCCGUUGUUCGUUCUCAUCAAGCCCAAGGCUACCCUCAUGACCAAAAUCAAGAAGGGCAACAAGGCCAUGUACGAGGCCAUGCACGAGCACAACGCGUAAGAACGGGAGCGGGAGCAUCAACCACCGCCACCAUCCUCACCAGCAGUGGCAGUGGUAGUGGUAGUGGUAGUGGUAGUGCAAAUACAAGACUAACGUACCCCUUCUACAUCCUCGGCCGCGACCACGAAACCAGCAUUGUCACAGGCCGGACAGCCGAGCAGGUCAUGGCCGACGAGGGCGUGACUGGCUUCGUCUCGCGCAAGGGAUGGCGCGCUGUUUUGGAAUAG
Molecule: messenger RNA, 1980 nt
Organism: Xylona heveae TC161
Lineage: Eukaryota; Fungi; Ascomycota; Xylonomycetes; Xylonales; Xylonaceae
Exons: 4
Coding region: 1-1980 (659 amino acids)
Source: RefSeq, a predicted model, not a curated record